GUUGCCUAUUCCAAACUAUCCGAACUAUGACCAGGUAUUGAACAUCUAAUACAACUAUAGCACCCCAUACUUAGAUGUAUAAUGUCACUUGCAUUCCCGGCAACCUAACUCCAGCUUUUCUCACCCGCAAUCGUACUUAGCGGGACAGUCAACUAAUCGACAACAUCUCACGACAUACGCAGUAGAGAUGUUGUCUGUCGCUCGUUUUCACUUAUUAUGGCUCGCUCCGGCAGUCGUACUAGGAGCUCUGGAAGUGGAUUUAGAUUCCGAAGACUCUAUAAAGGCAGCGGCGAAAGAGGUCGCAUAUGACUUGAUGAAAUACUACCAUGGCAAUGAAUCGGGUCAGAUACCAGGUGUCCUGCCAGGACCGCCACCAGCCGGCGACUACUACUGGUGGCAAGGUGGCGCGCUUUGGGGUACGAUGAUGGACUACUGGCAUUACACGGGGGACGAGACGUACAACGACGUGACAUUCGAGGCGAUGCAGUUCCAAGUAGGCGAGAAUAAGGACUACGAACCGACAAACUGGACGCUUUCCCUUGGUAACGAUGACCAAUCCUUCUGGGGUAUGUCGGCGAUGCUUGGAGCCGAAAUCAACUUCCGCGAUCCGCCAGAAGGGAAGCCUGGGUGGCUUUACUUAGCGCAAGCCGUUUGGAACACGCAGGCAGCGCCGGAUCGCCACGAUGACACUUGUGGUGGCGGGUUAAGGUGGCAAAUCUUCCCGGGAAACAAUGGCUACGAUUACAAGAACACCAUUGCAAACGGGUGCUUCUUCAAUAUGGGUGCCCGUCUAGCACGGUAUACGCAUAACGAUACGUACGCGCAGUGGGCGAUUAAGACGUGGGAUUGGAUUAUGGACAUGCACUAUAUCGACGAUAAGUGGAAUGUGUACGACGGCGGUCACAUACCAGCAAAUUGUACCGACAUCAACAAGCAGCAAUAUUCAUACAACGCGGCGGUCCUAUUGUUAGGCGCUGCUUACAUGUACGACUACUCCAAUCAGAGCAAAGAGUGGGAGGACCGCGUCAACGGGCUACUCGACGGAAUGGAACGAGUCUUUUUCAUAAACGGAACAUUAUAUGAGCCCAGUUGCGAGGGUGGGAUCUGUAAAGCCGAUAUGUUGAGUUACAAGGGCUACGUACAUCGAUGGCUAGCGGCAGCUACACAGGUAGCGCCAUUCUGCAAGGAUCGCGUCUUGAAACUGUUACGAUCUUCAGCCGAAGCCGCCGUCAAGCAAUGUACGGGAGGCGACAAUGGGCGGCAGUGUGGAUUUCACUGGACCACCCGCGUAUACGAUGGACAAACCGGUGCUGGCCAGCAGAUGGAUGUUCUUGGCGCAUUGUGUAGUUUGCUCACUGCGAAUGCUAAGGCCCCCGUAACUAACAGUACGGGAGGUACUAGUGUUGGUGACCCUAACGCCGGAUCCCGUACGACGUCUCUUCCAGAGAACGCUGAAAUUACGACAGGAGAUCGCGCCGGUGCGGGUAUCUUGACUGCGUUUAUACUUGCCACGACGAUUGGAGGGGCCGUGUGGAUGGGUUGGGACUGAUUUGAUCUACCUAUCUAGGCGCUUGGGUGUUUACGUGAUUCGUUGCAUUAGAUUUGUUUCAUUUCGGAGUUUCUUAUGUCUCGGAGAGCGGAGCGCCAUUUUGCAUAGCCAUAUAUCGCGUUGACUUGGGUCGCGAGAACGAGAAAAAGGAAUAAAACCUUCACAAUAUCAAAGGCAGGUUGGAAUUCGGCGUCUACUUUCUUCAGUUCUUGGUACGAGUCGGACUUAUCUUCUUGCUACAAGCGACCGAGUUCGUGUACUUAUACGUGUACAUAUUCUUAGACAAUCGUAUUGGCAUCU
This is a messenger RNA of Hypoxylon trugodes, 1849 nucleotides long. RefSeq names its product glycoside hydrolase family 76 protein. NCBI's taxonomy places the organism in Eukaryota, Fungi, Ascomycota, Sordariomycetes, Xylariales, Hypoxylaceae. The transcript has 4 exons. Bases 188 to 1549 code for a protein of 453 amino acids. Gene Ontology annotation, molecular function: mannan endo-1,6-alpha-mannosidase activity. Gene Ontology annotation, biological process: carbohydrate catabolic process; fungal-type cell wall biogenesis. The record is from RefSeq and is a predicted model, not a curated record.